Molecule: messenger RNA, 1355 nt
Organism: Mycetomoellerius zeteki
Lineage: Eukaryota; Metazoa; Arthropoda; Insecta; Hymenoptera; Formicidae
Product: beta-2-syntrophin
Exons: 6
Coding region: 1-1023 (340 amino acids)
Cellular component (GO): dystrophin-associated glycoprotein complex; intracellular anatomical structure
Molecular function (GO): structural molecule activity
Source: RefSeq, a predicted model, not a curated record
AUGCGAUGCGAGACGCUGAGAAAGCGGACGCCGGACGGAGGAGGGUGCAGGGUGGUUAUCGGAGAUGGGCGUAUCCUAGAAUUACAUUCACCUGAUGGUGUUCACGAAUGCUGGUUGAGAGCCGCUGACAACACGGAAGCGAACGUCUGGUUCAAUGCUUUGCACUCGGCGUUGGCAGCCCUCACCUUGAAAGCAUUACGACUGGCCUCAGCACUUCCAGAUCCCCAGCAGCUUCAGCACAUAGGCUGGUUGGCGAGGAGACACUGUCUUCAGAAUGGGCGAGCUAGUAGUGAGAGUAGCGAAGAUGGAGCCGGAAGUAGUGCAAGCACUUCGCGAGGAGCCGGGAGUGGAUUCGGCCUUGCCGCUGGAUGCACCGGCGGAUGGCGUAGUGUUUUUGGUGCAGUUUCAGGCCGGGAACUUAGAUUGUAUGAGUGUGCGCCUUGGAGUCCGGAAGCUUGGGCUUCGCCGAGCAUUACCUGUCCCCUUAUCGCAACACGACUGGUUUCCUCUCCAACGCGACAGAAUGAAGCAGCGAGCAGCAGUAGCGGUUCGACUCAACACGGGGCGACGUUCGCGGUCCGGGUUGGCACGAUGGACGGGGUAGUCACGCAUCAUUUACGAGCUGAAACACGAAGAGAUCUGGCGGCUUGGGCGCGGGCGAUCGUUCAAGGAUGCCACACGGCUGCUCAUUCCUUACGAGAAUACACUGUUCGUUGCACAUGGCAAGGUAAGGCCUGUCAGUUGGUUGUCAACCACGAAGAAGGUUUCGCGCUUUACUCCGCAGGAACGCGGGGUACUGCCGGGAACGGCGUAAGUCCUGGAUCACCACCCACGCCACUCUGGAGAAGAUCCUUCGACAAAUUGAAAAUGUCCGCGGACGACGGCGCUCGUCUUCUGUGGCUCGAUUUUGGAGGUGAAGAUGGCGAAAUUGAGUUAGAUUUGGAGAGUUGUCCAAAACCAAUCGUGUUCGUCCUGCACAACUUCCUUUCGGCGAAGAUUCAUCGGCUCGGUUUGAGUGCAUAGGGACACGAGGGGGCCCUCACAGAGGCCCCCGACUUGCCCCCUCACACUACGAGGUCUGUUACCAGCGUCUUUCUUCAUUGAACUCGAAAAUAAUCACAGUGAAAAAGAGAAAAUUAAUUUUUUUCUUCGAGAAUUCGAAGUAACAAAUAACAGAACCGAGACUUGAUGAGUCAAAAACAUCCUGAUGGAUAAGAAAUGUGAGGACUGUAAUCUUUGUCAAAAGUUUCGCAUCGCGUGCAGCAUCCUAUUCUAGUUGCGAAGCUUUGAAAUGUGGAAAAAAGAGAGAUUCGAAGUGAAACAGUAAUAGUAUAACAGUUUAGGAAUGAGUGAGA